This is a messenger RNA of Emiliania huxleyi CCMP1516, 1074 nucleotides long. RefSeq lists its product as hypothetical. The coding region runs from base 1 to 1074 and encodes 357 amino acids. NCBI's taxonomy places the organism in Eukaryota, Haptophyta, Isochrysidales, Noelaerhabdaceae. The record is from RefSeq and is a predicted model, not a curated record. The transcript has a single exon.
AUGAUGAUGCCCGGGCCUCCAGGAGGGGCGCUUAUCUCCGUGCAAGAGGCGCUGGGCUUAGGGCCGGAGCCGCCAAAGCCGCUUACGGCCGAGGAGGCUGAAGCGGCGGCGGAGGCUGAGAACCUGACGCUGGCGCUGUCGGACAAGAGCGCCACUGGCUUCAAGUGCGUCGGCAAGAUCAAGAAUGGCCGUGCGAGGCCGUACGUGGCGCGGGCGUAUUGCAACGGAAACGAACUCGCCCUCGGCUGCUUUGCCACGCCUCAGGAGGCGGCCCUCGUCAUCGCCCGCCGCGCGGCAGAGGAGGGGGUGGCCACGCCGCUGUGCCAGGCCCUCGCCGAGGAGGGGAUGGCCACCCCCGCCGCUACGCUGGCGCCCAAGAAGCCAAUGUCCCCCGAGGAGGCUGAAGCGGCGGCGGAGGUUGAGGGCCUGACGCUGGAGCUGUCGGACAAGAACGCGACGGGCUUCAAGGGCGUCUCCGAGUUCAAGGGGCGCUCGAGGCCGUACCGAGCCACGGUUAGGUGCGAGGGCGGGGACCUCGUUCUCGGCUGCUUUGCCACGCCUCAGGAGGCGGCCCUCGUCAUCGCCCGCCGGCACCGCCGCGCAGAGGCGCGCGCGGCGAGCGACGGCACGCGCGGCGAGAAGGAGUGCCCCAUCUGCCUCGAGACGCUCGAGCCCUCGACCGGAGGCCUCGUCAAGACUGCGUGCCCCGGCGGCGGCCACAUCUUCCACCGCUCGUGCCUCUACCGCUGCUUUGGCGACGGCUGCACCGCCGACUGUCCCAUGUGCCGCCGCCCCGUCAACAAGGGCGACGAGACCCCGCUGCCGCGGCCCGACGAGACGCCGCCCAAGCAGCGCCGGCUCUCCUGCUUCACCAGCCGCGAGAUGGCCGGGAUGGCCGAUCUCGUCCUGACGCGGCCGAAGCGGGAGGCCCCUUCGGAGGGUGGCCCGUCCAAGCGGGCCCGCUCCACCACCACCUCCGCGGUCGCGGUCCGGCAGGCGGUCGGCGCGCUCCCGCGGCAGAGCUUGCGGGUCUGCAUGCGCAUGGGCCUGCCGACGGAGCACACCGUGCGCUAG